Molecule: messenger RNA, 2572 nt
Organism: Cavia porcellus (domestic guinea pig)
Lineage: Eukaryota; Metazoa; Chordata; Mammalia; Rodentia; Caviidae
Product: kinesin-like protein KIF20B
Source: RefSeq, a predicted model, not a curated record
AUGGGUAUCAUAGUGAAUUUAACUUUAAGUAGAGAAGUCCAACAAAUGCAGGCAAAUUAUGACAGCAUAAAUGCUGAACUCAGUGUGCAGAAAAAUGUAAAUCAGGAACAGGAAGAAAAGAUCAUGAAAUUGUCAGAGGAGAUAGAAGUUGCUACAAAAAACAUCACAAGCAAUGUUUUACAAAUAAAAUUAAUGCAGACAAAAAUAAAUGAACUGCGUUCACUUGAUUCAGUUUCUCAGAUCUCAAACAUAGAUUUACUCAAACUUAGAACUCAGUCAAAAGAGUCUCAGGAAAAGAAUUUCCCUAACACACAGUUACACCUUGCAAGUGAUAAUUUUUUGGUGAAUAAGCAGGUUAAAGAAUGUCAUAUUCAUGAACUCAGUGAGCCAAAUUCUUUCCACUCUAGUAUUGAGGCCAUUUGGGAAGAAUGUAAGGAAAUUGUGAAGGCCUCCUCUAAAAAGAGUCAGCACAUCCAGGAAUUACAACAGCAAAUUGAAAAAUUACAGGCAGAAAUAAAAGGUUAUCAGGAUGACAACAUUGUACUAAAAGUAAAGCACAGCGAGAUUGAGAAUCAAGAUAAUCUCAUCAAGAAAGAGAUUGAGAAUCAAGAAAAUCUUAUACAGCAGCUGAAAGAAGAACUGCAAGAGAAAAGUGUUAGUCUUAGUGUUCAAGUACAGCUUGUAGCUGAAGGAAAGAAAGCACUUUCAGAACUUACACAAGGUGUUAUUUGUUAUAAAGCAAAAAUACAGGAACUUGAAACAAUCCUAGAGACUCAGAAAGACGAAUGUAGUAAUGUAGCCAAGUUAGAGCAAGACAUUUCAGCAAAAGAAUCUGUCAUCUUAAAGCUAGAAGAAAAGCUGAAGCAAUUUCAAGCAAACCUUAAGGAUUCUAUCAAAAAUACCGAAGAUUUAAGUAAAAAAGAAGUUGUGUUGAAAGAAGAAAUCACACAGUUAACAAAUAAUUUGCAGGAUCUGACGCAUUCACUUCAAUUAAAUUAAGAAGAAAAAGAAGCUAACAGACAAGAAAUAGAAAAAUUGAAAGAAGAACUCUCUGCAAGCUCUGCUUUUGCCCAAAGUCUGAAAGCAGAUCUUCAGAGAAAGGAAGAUGAUUGUGUUGAACUGAAAGAGAAACUGACUGAUGAAAAGCAGAUUGAGCAAGUACAGAAAGAGGUAUCUGUAAUGCAUGAUGAAGAGAAAUUACUGAGGACUAAAAUAAAUGAGCUAGAGAAAAAGAAAAGCCAGUGUUCUCAGGAAAUAGAUAUGAAACAGAGAACUAUUCAGCAGCUCAAGGAGCAGUUAAGCAAUCAGAAAGUGGAAGAAGCUAUACAGCAAUAUGAGAGAGUAUGUAAAGCAAAUAUAGAGAAGGUGACCAUCAAGAGAACUAUUUUGAUUGCUAUUCAUCUUUUCAAGGCCUUUUAUGUUUUCCCUGAAAUGAAGCAGAAGGAAGCAAGAGCAGUACAUGGUGUCCCAGGGCCAAGAGAUACAGCUAGAAAAGCACAGACGCGGCAGCAGCCUCAGCCCUUCAUGGAAAUACUGACAGCACAGCUGGCAGAGAAGAACAGUGACCUUCAGAAGUGGAGAGAAGAGCGAGACCAGCUGGUUGCUGCUUUAGAAAUACAGCUGAAAGCACUGAUCUCCAGUAACAGAGAGAAAGAUAAUGAAAUUGAACAGUUACGAAACAGCACAUCAGAGGCUUCUGAAAAAAAUGGAUCAGUGGUUCUUGAUUCUUGUGAAGUGUCAACAGAAAAUGAACUAAGUACUCGAUUUCUGAAACCUGAGUUGGAGAUUCAGUUUACACCUUUACAGCCAAAGAAAAUGUCAGUGAAACAUCCUGGUUGUACCACAUCAGUGACAGUUAAGAUUUCUAAGGCCUGGAAGAGGAAGAGGAGUGAAAUGGAGGAGUGGGCUGGGGAUUCAGCUCAGCAGCAUAAGCACCUACCUGGCAAGCGAGAGGACUUGACAAAAUAUGAAAAUAAGAAGAAUGCUACACCCAGAGCAAAUUUUAAAUUCCCUAUUUCAGAGAUGACACAUUCUUCUGUCAAAAAAGAACAAAAGGUUUCUGCACAUUCAUCAUCUAAGAAAACAUACUCUUUACCGAGUCAGGCACCCACAACAAGUGUAAACUUGGUCACUAAGAGAAAAGAAGGGACAUUACAGAAAUUUGGAGACUUUUUACAACGUUCUCCAACAAUUCUUCAGUCAAAAGCAAAAAAGAUAAUUGAAACAAUGAGCUCUUCAAAGCAUUCAAAUUCAGAAGCAAAUAAGGAAAAUGUAUCUCAACCAAAAAGAGCGAAACGGAAAUUAUACACAAAUGAAAUUUCGUCUCCUAUUGAUAUAUCUGGCCAAGUGAUUUUAGUGGACCAUGAAGUAAAGGAAAGUGAUCACCAGAUUCUCAAGCGACGGCUUCGAACACGAAUAGCCAAAUAAAUGACCUUUGGAGAAUGUAAAUUUUAUAUUCAUAAUCAUUGUGACUUGCAUCUUGUCUUUUUAAAGAUAACUGUAUAUGUUAUGAUACAUUAUAUCCUGUACAGAGAUUGCUGUUUUAUACACAGUAUAAUUUUGAUUCAAUAAA